AUGAAGAGUAUAGAAGGUGGGUCGGAGAUGGUGUUAAUGGGGGCUACUGGUUUUUUUGUGGUGAAGAUGGUGUUGUUGGUGGAAAAAAGUGUAUCUGUGUAUGUGUAUGUGAAGUGUAUCUUUGUAUUUGUUUCUCCACUUGAUGUUCCUCCUGUUUUUCAUUGUAUGAGAGUUAUGGCAGUUACUAAUAACACCAAUCCUUUGGAUGUUAAUGAUGGAAAUGAUGAUUCAGUUGAAGAAAUUGGGUCGGAAAGUGUAUCACAAGGUGUUGAGAAUAAUGCAGCAUCCAAUGAUGUAUGUGUUGAGUUGCUUACGAAUCGGUUUCAUUCGAUGAAUUCUUUGGUAUAUGAUGGCAAGUUAUUUCAUCUUAGAUGUUGUGCUCAUAUUUUGAAACUGGUUGUACAAGAUGGUUUGAAACAAAUUGAUGUUGCGGUGGAGAAAGUUAGAGAUUGUGUGAAGUAUAUCAAGGGAUCUACACUAAGAAAAGACCGAUUUAUUCAAAUUUGCUUGCAAAAUCUUCUUGACUACAAAAAGGCUUUGGUUCAAGAUGUUCCUACUAGAUGGAAUUCCACUUAUAAGAUGCUUUCUUGUGCACUUUAUUAUCGUCAUGCCUUUUCUCAUUUGAGCUUGAGUGAUUCGAACUUUCAAACUUGCCCAUCCUCUGAUGAAUGGGAUAGAGUUAAGAAAAUGUGUAGUUUUCUUAAAUUGUUUCAUGAUGCAACUCUUCAGUUUUCAGGAUCUCUUUAUCCUACUUCAAAUUUGUAUUUCCCUCAAAUAUUUGGAAUACAUUUGAAGUUGGUUGAAACGAAAGACGGUCCUGAUAAGUAUAUGAAAAAAAUAGCUACUCAAAUGUGGAGUAAAUUUAGCAAAUAUUGGGCUAAUUUCAAUCUUUUGUUAGCUAUAGUUGUGGUGUUUGAUCCGCAAUAUAAGUUCUAUUUUGUUGAGUUUAGUUAUAAAAAGUUGUAUGGUGAAGGUUCAUCACAAUUGAAGAAGUUUGAGGAGGCACUUUUUGCAGUUUUUGAUGAAUACAUGCAAUCUUCUCAAGAAAGUAGUGUUGGAAAUGUUGGAGGUGGCAGUGGUAGUGGCGCAGUUAAUUCUCGACAAGCUAGUGUUGGAAAUGUUGGAGGAGGCUCUAAUCAUAGUAUUCUUGAGGAGUUUGAUGAAUACGAUAAUGAUGAUAUGGAUUCGAACAAAAAAAGUCAAUGCAAGUAUAUCUUCUUGAGCCAAGAACUAAAAGAACUUCUUCCAUUAACAUACUUGAGUUUUGGCAAUCCCAACAUAGCAUCUGAAUCAGCUUUUAGUCUCGGUGGAAGAGUUUUGAAUAAAUAUCGAAGUUCCAUGAAGCCUGACAUUGUUGAAGUUGUAAUUUGUAGCAGGGAUUGGUUGUUUGGAGAAAAAGUGGAUACUCAUGUUGAUAUCAAUAAACUAAUUCAAAACUUCAUGGAUAUGAACAUUGCCGAAGACAAAACAGAUGUUAUGAGUUCUAAUAAACUUUAA
Lactuca sativa (garden lettuce) is the source of this 1497-nucleotide messenger RNA. Its product is annotated as zinc finger BED domain-containing protein RICESLEEPER 2. The record is from RefSeq and is a predicted model, not a curated record. Lineage: Eukaryota; Viridiplantae; Streptophyta; Magnoliopsida; Asterales; Asteraceae. Gene Ontology annotation, molecular function: DNA binding; protein dimerization activity.